This is a messenger RNA of Culex pipiens pallens (northern house mosquito), 3280 nucleotides long. RefSeq names its product matrix-remodeling-associated protein 7-like. Lineage: Eukaryota; Metazoa; Arthropoda; Insecta; Diptera; Culicidae. The transcript has 3 exons. Bases 80 to 529 code for a protein of 149 amino acids. The record is from RefSeq and is a predicted model, not a curated record.
CCUACAAAGCAGAUAAUACACCUUGUCCACUGUUGCUCGCACAUAUCACAAAGCCAGCACAGAUCAGCAACACCAAAACAUGAACUACCUGGAGAAUUUGCUGAUCUACUUCAGCAAUCUGUCCACGUUCUACAUUUUCAGUGUGGCCAUUUCGGUGGCCGUAGUGAUUCUGACCAUCUACAUCGGAACGGUGACCCGGUUCACGCUCGGCACGUCGGGAGAGGUCACCGUCGAAAGCAAGCAUCAGAAAUCGGUCAGUGGAGGAGGUUCGGGCGAAGGCGAUGAGGGUAGUGAUGCAAGUGACGACGACACAUUUGGAAGGAUUGAAUCCGUGGGACAAAUCAAGACGGCCAAGCUAAAAUCGCUGGAGAAUACCCUUACGGACGAGCAAAGGCAGGAGGAGAGAGAAAUUGAAAGAAAGCAAUUGGCAGCCAUAUUCGAGCUCCUGAAGAAACAGAACGAUGAAUUCAGCUUGGGCUCUAAUCUGGACGAGGACGACCUCCACGAGCAGCUCAAUCUAUAUCGGUGAAACAGUAAUGAUAUAAUCUCAAAUUGAAAUAGUAGUUUUGCAUGAUUCUAGUCAAAAUGCCGAGAAGGUAUGAACAAAUGCAACACUGUGCAACAUUUACCAAAAUAUGUAUUAAAUUGAAAAGUUUUUGUAUUUUCAAAUAAAUGAACAUAUCAGCAGUGCUGAAAAUGUCAGGGGUCAUGACGCGAUAAUCGGCGACGCUGACACGAAUUUUUCAGAUCCAUUCACUGAACCGCAAAACCAUGACAUAAACAAAAUCAGUUGAAAAUACUGUCCAAAUCUGAACCGAAUUUAUGAUAAUGGUGAUAAAUUGCCGAACUUUUAAUAGUACUUUAGGAAACAAGUUCCAAAAUGAUUAUUUUUAAGCACGAGUCGUACAUUCAUCCAACAAGGCACAGUCAAGUAAUACUUUUCGAUAAUAUUUUGAUUUUUAACACAUAUCGUCGCUGUCUUGCAAUCUUGUCUCACGUGGGCCAAAUUGAGUUAAGAACGCCAUUUUGGGCAAUUCACAAUGCCUCACCUUUUGACUUUCACAGAUCCCCAAUAUUCGAUUCCAAUCCUGCUAUCUUGACACACCCUGAAACUUGCUGUAAGUGCGACAAUUGACCAAAGGUCAGAACGCGUUUGACACACGUAACUGCCCAACUACUGUAAACAUUUGUAAUUAUAACUUGGGACUCCGCCAACCAAAUUCAAACAAACUUCGAGACAAUGUAGAGAAUGGUCAACCAAACAAAACGUGUUUGUUAUUGUUUACAUUGCGCGCUCUUUUUUGUUUAUUCAAGGUCAAACAUUAAAACGCGUGUUUCUCGGAACGUCAAAAUGCGACCUGCGACAAGAUAGGGGAAAUAUACCCUUUCUAAUCAAACACUUAUCUUCAUCAUAUGGAGAGUUUGAUGCUCGAUUAAAGCUCCAAAAAUACUAUUUAGGCUACCAGCAACAGCACCGCCUCGACUAAGCACACAAAUAUAUGCCACUUACUUGCCAAAAAGAUCAAAUGUAAUGCACUUUUGAUCAUAAUUUCUAUUUUGCGAGACCAUUUCUCAUCAUUUUGUUGGCACACACACCCACACGCAAGAUGAUUUCACUUGUGCUAACGUUUUCAAAGCGCUUGAGUUAUGAAAUUGCUUCCAACUACCGGCAACAUGUUCUUUUGCACAUUAGUUAGUCACUCACUUGAAAAAUAAUCCCGAAACAUGUAAAUAACAAGCAAGCGCCAUCAAAGAAACAAAGGCGCCAAGUCUUUUGACGUUUGACUUUUGACGACCCAUUCCAAUCGAAGGCUGAAGAAAACCGAGCGAGGAGCGAAGGCAAAUAAAGAACAAAGGGUUCCCCGAGCAGACGGAAAUAACUUGGGAAUAACAUUUUUUUAAAUUUGAAAAUACUUGGCAAAUAACAUUUUAUGUUAUUUAUAACAAGAUUUGUUAUUCGCCGUUAUGAUUUUUUGUUAUUGGAUUGUUAUUUUAAUAAUAGACUUAUAACAUUUUUAGUUAUUCUUCGUACAAAUCACUGUUAUUCUUUUUUGUUAUAUUAACAACUAAUCCGAUCAUCCCAAUAACAGUUGGAGUUAUUUUUCCAUAACAAAAAAUGUUAUUCCAAAGUUGUUUUGGCGUUUAACCAGUAUCACACCAAUAACAAAUUUUGUUAUGAUAACAUAAACUGUUAUUAAACUCUUAUCUGCCCCUGAUCGCAUAAAUGUCCCAUAUGCAUUUUCAUUGUUUUUGAGUUAUUGAUGCAGUUUUGUUCAAAAUCGUGUGAUCUUUCAGAAAAACCUAUAACAUCCAGUACGUUGUUCUAGAAAUCACGAGGAAAUCCAGUUUUUAUGUGAAAACAUAACACGUAGCCUUAUGUGUGGGACAAACUUCUAAUGCGUUUUUCUCAGCUUGCUGUGUUUGCAUAUGGGACAUUUAUGAGAACAUGGGCAGUUAUGCAAAGUGAAUUUUUCAAGAAGAUUCCAUAACACUUUUUGUUAUUUUAACAGUCUUUGUUAUUGAAAUGGCAUGAACUAAGCUGAAAAUAGAAAAAUGGGCGUGGCUCAAUGCAUUCUCGUCUGAUUAGAAUACACUUGGGAAAUAUUUUUUUUAAAUGCUUAUUAAAGGAAUAGAAUAACUUUUAGUGAAAGAGAAAAUAAACAGAAAUGUUCGCAAAAAGUAGCUCUAAUCGUUGGUGUACUUGGUUUUAGUAAAUUUCAAGGAACACUCCAGAUUAUCCAGCAUCAUUCAAACACGACCGCUUAUUAGGCUUAAAAUGGGUAUAUUUCCCCUAGACGACAAUCUCGAUUUGAAAACUUUUUAGUUAAUUUUUUUUCCAAAUGUAAGAUGUAUGGCAAAUGUAUGGCUCUUGAUAUGAAAUAAAAGAACGCAUGUUUAGUAGAUUAAAAUAUACUAUUUUAUUAUUAAUUUUGCUUGAUUUCGUCACAAGAGCUGUUAUGUCCAUCCAUAUAAAGCUCCUACAGCGACUACUUUCCUUUUUUUUACAUAAAUAUGCUGUUUUGCUUUUUGCUGCAUACGACCAAAGUUUUAUUUUGUUUUACAAGAUCUACCUAAUGUGCUCAAUGCUCGCUCCUAUCCUUUGAGACUGUCUCCCGGUUCGCUUGGCUUAAUACGUGUGUGACUGAUCUUCAGUUUACUUUUACACAUGAUUCCACAAUGCAAUCAAACAUCAACACUUAUCCUAUAUCUCGCUUGCUGUAGCAAUGAUCUCAUCACAUGUCCUCACGUUCUCACAUACACAGUUAUUACUAUCGUACUA